Molecule: messenger RNA, 2237 nt
Organism: Lytechinus variegatus (green sea urchin)
Lineage: Eukaryota; Metazoa; Echinodermata; Echinoidea; Temnopleuroida; Toxopneustidae
Gene: uhmk1
Exons: 9
Coding region: 154-1980 (608 amino acids)
Biological process (GO): regulation of protein export from nucleus; peptidyl-serine phosphorylation; positive regulation of translational initiation
Cellular component (GO): nucleus; neuronal ribonucleoprotein granule
Molecular function (GO): protein serine/threonine kinase activity; ribonucleoprotein complex binding; ATP binding
Source: RefSeq, a predicted model, not a curated record
GAGGGCAGUAGAUCAAAACAAAAAUUUGCUGCGCAGUGAGGAAAACGGCCAACGGCGGCUGAAGAACUUUUCAGCACUAGAAUUCUCAAUACCAUGAAUAAGUCUCAGGUGCAUUUCACCUAUUCUCUCCUGGCUGGUGCAACAUUUUAAGUUAUGAUGCAAGAGAUGUUUCCCCAGUUUGAGGAGGGCACUCGUGUCAAUGGUUUGGGGCAGCUCUGGACACUGGGGAGGGUUUUAGGCAUGGGACGGUGUGCCAAGGUAUACCACAUGUCAACCGACCAGGAGAGCUUUCAGGCAGCAGUUAAGGUGUAUCGUAAGGAGGAGAAAUAUCGGCUGGCUUUUAUCAAAGAGAUGUGUAACCUCAAUGCGGUCUAUGGAGACAGACGAGUCAUUACAGUUUAUGGCACUUUUACGCACAAAGGACACCCUUGUCUGGCAAUGGAAUUGCUGGACUUUAAUCUCAAGGAAUUCAUCUACCGCAGUGAAAACUGUCAAGUUUUUCUCUCCAGUAUCCCUACAAACAGCAUCCAUUCCAAAAAACACUCCAAGGCUGUAAGCAACAUUGCAUGCAACAAUAACAACAAUGAAACAACUAGCAGUACUGUAAACCACAGGGACAAUAAGAAAAGAAAAGGACAAAGUAACAUAGAGACAGUGACUACCGCUUCAAGUGGUAGGAGUCGUGGAAGAGUAAAGUUGACAGGUCACACUGUGGGAGAUGCCAGGGAUGAACAUCGGAUGCAAACGAGAAGAGCAACAGCCCAACGAGCUGCAGAUUUGAGGAGCAAGAAUAAAGAUAGUGAUCUUGAUAGCAGCACCACUAACAUCCCAAAUACGGGUCAAACUAGCAGGACUCACUCAGGGAGUUUGAAACACAUCAAGAGAGACCUUGCUGAAGACAAUGAUGAUGGGGACAAUGAAGAGGGUGAUGACGUGGAUGAUCACUCAGAAGAUGAUGAGGGAAGGAGUGAGGAGCUUGACCAAGAAGAAGAAGAUGAGGAUGAGGAUGAAGAUGCUUCCAGUUAUGGUCUAUCACUUUACUUAAUUCAGCAGCUGUUGAAAGAUAUAGCAUCAUGUUUGGAGUUUGUUCAGAGGUGUGGCUGGGUUCAUGGUGACCUCAAACCAGCCAAUAUCCUCUGGAGCUCUCAGGAAGGUAGCUGGAAGAUUGUUGACUUUGGACACAGCUUUCAAGAAGGACGCCAAGAUUUCAGCCAAAUCCAGAGCCUAUGUUACCAGUCCCCAGAAGCUAAGGUGUGGAAUAGUUUCGUGAGUAGCCUUGGCAACCAGAAGGUGGUCCACAAGAUGAGUGCUGUUGAUGAAGGGAUCUCUGAGUGCACUCAUGCAGCAGAUAUUUGGAGUGUUGGCUGUGUGAUUGUAAGGGCCUACACCGGGAUGAAGCUUUACGGCCAGGAUGAUGUCCUUCCUGGUGCCUGCUUGCAAUGUCAGAAAUCUUGUUCCUCCACUGUAUGUGUAUGUGAGCCACUGAUAGAAGCCCUUUUCAAACCAAAGAUGACCAAUCCCAAACUCUCUUCUAUCCAUCAAGCAGCUGUACAUCACCUAGUAGAUCUUGUUAAGAGCAUGUUACAGUGUGACAUCACCAAGCGUCCCUCGGCAUCUGAGAUCUUAAACCACCCCUUCUUCUCUAAUGAACUGACCCCAAGUGCCAAAGACCUUUUGCUUCUACCAAUGAGAACCCUUCGCCUAUCCAACCUUGCCUCUCCCUCUGUGGAUCUGACCAAUCAGAAAAUUUUUCAAGCUUUAUAUCAGGAUAUCAAACGUGAGUGCCUCAAAUUUGGACCAAUCAAAACGUUGAUCAUUCCUAGAGUAGGACCUGUAAAAGGAACAGCCUUCAUUGAGUACGAGGAUUCAGCCAACGCAAAAUCUGCGCUUAACGCCCUCAUUGGUCAGAAGCUGUUCAACCAACCUGUACACAUCUCUUUCUUUCCUGUGGCAGACUUCACUGCUAAACGAUUCUACUGAACCAUCAUCAGUGGUAGGUCUGCCUAGAAUUCCAAGGAUGUGAAUUCUAAUCUUAUUGAAGAAAUUGAAAUGACAGGCCUCCCUGGCAGCUGUUAUCUACAUGAUCACCAUUAUUUUGUCUUUUACUUUUACUACAUUUUCAGUUUUAUUGAAUCGUCAGGGACUAUCUUGAUUCUUUACACAGGUUGACAAACAAGUUGGAGUUGUGGAUUUCAACACGGAGACCUCGUCAUGAUUCAACCCUUUUCACUUUUUAA